AUGCUGUUUCGAGACUACCGCGUACAUCACGCGGCCGCUGACGGUAUCGUUGUGCAACUACCUGGAAACGGCGGGUUUGGAAAAAUAACACGUGAGACAUUAGGCGGUGAUGCGCUUGCGGAAAGACUCUUUAAGCGACUCGCAUCGCGAGAACAUGUGCGUGCGGUGGCACGACCCACACGGGAUGAGCAACAGUACCGUCUUCUUAGCGUACAACUGCGAGAGUUGUGGAGUGAUGUGGUAACGUAUGCAUCUCCAGUAGCGGCACUGUUACCGCAGUUAUUUCGAAAACAUGUUCUUUUGGGCUUAGGAACCACUACCAUGGCAUGUGUGGUGAAGUCCACUCCGGAGCGUGGAGCUGUACUUUCACUUGCAGGUGGUAUGGCUGCUGUGGCUGCGCUUGAAAAUAUUCCUGCCGAUGCGGGAUCAGUGGAAGUACGACUACUUAAUUAUGAUGUAAACACCAAUGUUGCUAAUGUUACAGCACGGACUGAAGUGGUGGAACGUACACCGAGUGAUAUGGUUGCUCUGCAAUCACUUUUAUCAAGUGUACGACCCGGCAGUGUGGUUUCCUGCACUGUACUGUUAUCAUGCACAGAUGAUCAUUCUGCCAUUGUUGAGGUACCAUGUGGUGAGAGCAGUUUACUUGGUUAUUAUAUUUACCAAUGGGGUGGUGCUGCCAAGAGUGGAGAACCACCUGUGGUGGGGAGUUGUUUACAGCUAACGGUGGAGUUUGUACCAGAGGAACAGAUGCUACAGGAAGUCCUUCCAUUCCUCGUGCUGUCUAGUCGCCGCACGUUUUCCACACUUCCUGCUGUACGUAGUGUAUCUCUUUCACUAGCACGAACCGUUCCAACAACGGCAGCAGCAACGAAGAUAGGAACGAAAGCAGUAAUGACUGGACUUAUUGGUAAUUUCCCUUGGCGUGAUCGCAAGCGCCAGCAUCAACACCCUGAGAGUGAUACGGACGACAGUGAAGAUGAGGGUGGGGCGGGUCGUACGCGGGAUGGUGUUGGUGAAGGUAAGAUGCGUAAGCGUAAACUGGAGGAGGCGAUUGAUGCGUAUGAGCGAUCGAUGGAGACGACGGUGCCGUCCUCGCCGGAUGAGUUCCAGCGCCUGCUGCUUGCCUCCCCGAACAACAGUUAUCUCUGGGUGCAGUGGAUGGCCCACCACGUUGGACUGCAGCAAUAUGAGGAGGGCCGCCUGGUCGCGGAGAAGGCCCUCCGCACGAUUGGGGUGCGGGAGUCGCAGGAGCUGCUGAAUGUGUGGGUGGCGUACAUGAACCUCGAGAACCUCCACGGCACCCCCGAGUCGCUGGCGGCGGUGUUUCAGCGGGCGGUGCGGCGGGCCGCGGAGGAGCGGGUGGUGUACGACCGCCUCGCCGACAUUUACGCCGCCUCCCGCCGCACCGGCCCGCUGCUCGCCCUCUGCCGCGCCAUCGUCUCGAAGUUCCGCAGCGACAGAACCGCAUGGGAGAGACUCGCCACUACACUCCUCGAUCAAUCAAUAACAUCACAGGGAACAACAACAACAACAACAUCGUCAUCAUCCACCUCAUCCUCCUCAGGAGCAGCAGCAGCAGCGGGAGGAUCCACAUCCCAACAACUCAAGCGGGUAUUGCGGGAGAUGUCAGCGGCACUCCCACGGGAUGAGUACGCACGAGCGGUGGUGCACAUCGCCCUUCACGCCUACCGCCGCGGAGAUCCCACCACCGCCCGCGCACUACUGGACGCCCUCCUCGCACGUGCCCCGAAGAAGUCGGAUGUGUGGGCAGUCUACAUUGAUCAGGAAACUUCACGUCUCGCCAGACGUGAGCCAGACGCCGCGGUACCAUUUGUUCGUGGAUUACUCGAACGUGCCGUCGCCAGUAACUUCCCCGCACGCGUUAUGCAGCAGUUCCUCACACGCUUUAUGGCCUUUGAGCGGGUUUACGGCACACCGGCAGAUGUGGAGAAGGUCCGCACUCGCGCGAGAAGUUACGUGGAGGCGAAGAUCCAUGCAUCUGUUGGAAACACCGCACCCACUACUACUACAACUACUACUACUACAAGCACUGCAGCAGUGGAAGAAAAGGAAGGGGAAGAGGAGGCAUAG
Messenger RNA from Trypanosoma theileri, 2094 nucleotides. Its product is annotated as putative rRNA biogenesis protein. NCBI's taxonomy places the organism in Eukaryota, Euglenozoa, Kinetoplastea, Trypanosomatida, Trypanosomatidae. The transcript has a single exon. Gene Ontology annotation, molecular function: RNA binding; protein binding. Bases 1 to 2094 code for a protein of 697 amino acids. Gene Ontology annotation, cellular component: small-subunit processome; nucleolus. Gene Ontology annotation, biological process: rRNA processing. The record is from RefSeq and is a predicted model, not a curated record.